Peronospora belbahrii is the source of this 1476-nucleotide messenger RNA. Lineage: Eukaryota; Oomycota; Peronosporomycetes; Peronosporales; Peronosporaceae. The record is from the annotation of a GenBank genome assembly.
AUGAGCACGACUUCGACCACACUUCCUCAGCUCUCUUCGUAUCUGCCAUCGUCUUCGUUAGGCACUUGUAUUUCUAACAUAGACAGCAGUGUGAGGGCCAAAAAACAACGCAAAAGUAUCAUAGGCGCACGCUUUGCAUUUAGUCCCACGCGACAUCCCGACCAUCAGCUUCGCGACAAACAGCUUAAAAGCAAACAAGGCCCAGUAGAUGCAGCAACAGACGUUGACCUUUUGUUUAAGGAACCUUCCUCCUCAGGGUCCAACAGUACUUAUCAGGCGCACGGGCAAGUUAGUCCACUCUUAAUCUCAAAAGGCUCUGUCUUGUCGUCUACAUGUACUCCAUUCGCUCGGGAUGGCGACAAGCUAGACGUCGAGACACCCCGAUUUUUUGCGUCACAGCAAACCACACCCCGUCGCGAGCGCACAUCAAGGUAUCUGAGCGAGGGGGACCGCCAAGAGAUCAUCACGCGAAUCGAUGGCGGCGAAAAACAGGUAACACUUGCCAGGGAAUUCAGUGUGAGUCGUGCUGCAAUCUGUAGUCUCUACAAAAACCGAUGGGAGGUGCUUACUCGUGGGAGCCGGAACCUCGAGCUAAAACACCCAAAGAAGUCGUGCGGUCAAAGAUCAAGACCUCGUUUUGCACGGCCUUACACAGCAAAAGACGAAGCGAUCACCUUUGUAUCCGACAUGUCCACGAUAUCAAUUUGUACAGAUGACGGUUUGUGCGAUGCGUUCGAAAACAGCAUCAGCAAUCUGUCGGGGGUUGCGGCUAAAGGUAAAAACAAGCAACCUGCGGUGAAGGGCGAGCACUUCAAGUAUCAUCAACUACAUUAUCAUCAUCCGGUAUCUGACCAGCGGUCUCCAGUCCACGAAGCAGUCAAUGGUCCGGCGAGAUCGUCGUCGUUUCUAGUUCAUGAGGCAUCGGCGUAUUCGUAUCCAUGUAGAAGCUUGAUCGCUACGCUGCGCGACGAAAACAUCAGUACGGUUGUAUUUCAACAACGAUUCACGCGGCUGGUACAUCUACUGAUCGAAGAAGCGCUAACUUGUUUGCCGCAUGAGGAUGUCAAAAUCACAAACAGAUUUGGAGACACAUGUCAUAUAGCCAAGCCUCGAAAUGAGCGAGAUAUUUGUGGUGUCUCAAUGGAAAACAAAGGCAUGGUGUUACUGAGCGUGUUUUCUACCAUUAGUCCGUUAUCGUCCACGGGCGUGGUUUCCGUUGCCGUGAAAGGAGCAGACAAUAACAGCAUUAAUAAUGUGUGUUCGCCCGACAUACAUGCACAGCUACCUCUCGUCAGUUCUCGCCAGGUUGUGCUACUUCUUGACUACCAAUGCACUACGGGAAAUGAAGCAUGUGCAGUGCUGCAUUAUCUUGUGCAUGAGAGGAAUAUAUCCGCGAAACGUAUUUAUUUCGUGACGGUCAUCAGUUCCUUUGAAGGACUGCGAAACGUGUUCUGGCACUUUCCAGGUGGGUCUUAG